Molecule: messenger RNA, 1739 nt
Organism: Drosophila willistoni
Lineage: Eukaryota; Metazoa; Arthropoda; Insecta; Diptera; Drosophilidae
Gene: OXA1L
Product: mitochondrial inner membrane protein OXA1L
Exons: 4
Coding region: 182-1591 (469 amino acids)
Biological process (GO): protein insertion into mitochondrial inner membrane from matrix; mitochondrial respiratory chain complex IV assembly
Cellular component (GO): mitochondrial inner membrane
Molecular function (GO): membrane insertase activity
Source: RefSeq, a predicted model, not a curated record
AGAAAGAAAGAGAGAAAUCAAAACUAAAUUGAAAGUAAACCGGUAUACUAAAGUACGAGUAUACUUAAAUUUACGCGCCUUAAACAUAUGGUUAUAACGUGCAUCGUAUCUUACGUUGCGUCAUCUGCUUACGCUACAAGCAGUCUUCACUGCAAAAGGAAGUGGAAGCUCGUCUGGAAAGAUGCUGGCCAAGCGUGUACAUAUAUGGAGAGCAGCAAACGCUUGGCGAUUGACCACACAGAUCCCGGCCAGCAGCAAUAGCUGCAAUAAGAGGGAUAUGCAUUUGGCGAUAAGAUCAAACGUAAGGCCCGCCGCUAUGGCCCUGCCACCACAAUUCUUGCUGUCAUCAUCCGUGGGACUGGGAAUGACUCCACGAUAUGCUAGUAACACAACGCCGGUAGCUGAGACUGUGGCUUUGCCGGAAUCCGUGUCUACCAAGGAGCUGGUGGACUUACCCGAUAUACCAGAGCCUCCAGCCGUCCCUGCUGCCACCGAAUUGCUCAGUUCCACCGGAACAGAUGCAAUGGAAGUUCUUAGUGUAGCAGGUGAACCCACAUUCGCCUCUAUUGGAUUGGGUGGCUACACCCCAGUGGGUAUUGUACAGAAUUGUAUGGAAGUUCUGCACUGCUCUUGGGAUAUACCAUGGUGGGGAGCCAUUGCCAUUGGCACUUUGGUUGUUCGUACUCUGAUUUUCCCGUUGGUCAUUGUAGCCCAAAGAAAUUCAGCAAAAAUGAGUAACAACAUGCCACAAAUGCAGUUGCUCCAGCUCAAAAUGACUGAGGCUAGGCAAUCGGGAAAUGCCAUUGAAUCGGCUCGCUAUGCCCAAGAAAUGAUGUUGUUUAUGCGUGAGAAGGGCGUUAAUCCUCUUAAGAAUAUGGUUGUGCCUUUGGCUCAGGCUCCUUUAUUCAUUUCCUUUUUCAUGGGUCUCAGGCAAAUGGCCAAUGCCCCAGUUGAAUCCAUGCGAGACGGAGGACUUUGGUGGUUUCAGGAUCUAACCUUGGCGGAUCCUUUCUAUCUAUUACCUUUGAUCACAUCGGCUACACUUUAUCUUACAAUUGAAAUUGGCACGGACAGUGCUCGUUUGUCGGCUGCCAAUAUGAAUACAAUGAAAUAUGUUCUAAGGGCUCUUCCUCUGGUGAUUUUCCCUUUUACUAUGAACUUCCCAUCUGCUAUUCUAACAUAUUGGGCGUGUAGUAACUUUAUUUCCCUUGGCCAAGUAGCCAUAUUGAGAAUUCCAGCGGUGCGGGAUUAUUUUAAAAUAGAGAAGAUGUUGACACAUGCACCCAGUGCCUUGCCAGCAAAGAAAAAGGGAUUUGUCGGCGGUAUGAAAGAAUCAUGGGACAACAUGAAAAUUACCAAAGAAAUAGAAGAACGUCAACGUUUGGAUGAAAUACGCUUUGCCAAGGCCGGCAAGGGACCAAUGGUAAAGACGUUCAAGCACGAUCCCACUAAACCAAAACCGAACGCUGCCACUACUACUGCAUACGCCUCAUCUUCCACCGCCACUGCCAGCAGUGUUCAGCAGCCUCAUACUGGCCACACAGUUGGACGUGUAAAGGAUCCAACGUCAACGCCGCCUAAACAGCAGUAACAAUAUAUUUUGUAGUAGUUCAUAGUUACACAACCCCACACCCAAAUUCCCUUUCCCCUCACUACAAGUGCUGUGUUUUGUUAAACGUUAUUUUAGACGAUAGUUUGGAGAAAUGAAAAUAUACAUAUAUACAUUUUUUUAAACAUAA